Colletotrichum spaethianum is the source of this 291-nucleotide messenger RNA. RefSeq lists its product as uncharacterized. The coding region runs from base 1 to 291 and encodes 96 amino acids. The record is from RefSeq and is a predicted model, not a curated record. NCBI's taxonomy places the organism in Eukaryota, Fungi, Ascomycota, Sordariomycetes, Glomerellales, Glomerellaceae. The transcript has a single exon.
AUGGCGCACAUCAGAGCGCGAGCUCCCCAGGCGGCUCUACAGGGCCUGAGAGCCGCGAGCCCGGCACCGCGGCGGCAAUGCCUCGCCCUCGCCGGGAGCGCACGGCACAUGUCGAGCGACCGCAAGCCCGCGACGAAUGAGGACAAGCAAGGCCGAUCGUUCCAGGGCCAGAUUGUCGGCAGCAUCACCCAACGUCUGGCACGAGAGAAGGCGGAGCGAGAGAGGUUCGCUGCUGAGCGGGAGAAGACGGGCAGCAGCAGGAACCUUGCCUACACCUUUGGUGAGUUGUGA